CUCCAGUGUACUCACAUGUUUCCCAUGAUUCACAACUUCCGCCAGUCCCGCCGAAUAAAAUAAAAAAUCUCGUCUAUACAAUAUACAAGUGUAGUUAGUUUAGUGUAGUACAGUGUAAUAGCAUUAUAAGUAGCAUUUGAUACAUUUUUGUGCGACACUCGACAGACCUUCAAAACGGCAAACUAUGGAGAAAUCUGUACCCAGAAUCAUUGGCUUUUAAGUAUCAGCUAUAACAUUAUAUAAAUAUUAAAAUACGCAUUUAAGAUUCAUAACUGACUGUUUGACUAAAGAAAUAUAUGCAAUUGACAAGGACACAGUAACAUUAUAUAACUCUUCAUUGUGCCGAGAAGCGUCAAGAAUAUAUACCUAUGGAAAGUCCACAGCAUUAUUCAUGGACUUAGGUUUUAUCGUUCUAUCAUAAUAGCUUCUAUUCUACCAAAAUAAGCAGGUUAUAUUUUGUGGAGAUUCUGAAAUUCUCAAGUUAAACAUCAGAAUCUCAAAGGAUACGCUCAAGGAUUAGUUCUUAUUUAUAAUUUAUAUACUUGUCCAACAUAUAUCUAGAAUAUAUAAAAUAAUAGUGGAAACAUGAAACGUGUACCAUUGCAUAAAGCACUAGAAUCAUUGGCUUGGCUAGAAGGAACGUGGCAAACAGAGAAUCAAGGCAGCGGAAAAUACCCGACAAUUAAGGAUUUUAGCUAUUAUGAUGAAAUAAGCUUCACGUCUUUAGGGCAACCUAUGUUCAAUUAUGCUGCGCAAAGCUUUUCUAAUUCGGAUUUGAAGAAGCCGAUGCAUCGGGAGACAGGUUUUCUGAAAGUGAACCCUGGAACUAAUCAAGUAACUCUUAUCUCAGCACAUAAUUUUGGUAUAACUACCAUUGAAUGUGGCGAGAUAACUGACAAAACCAUCAACUUAAACAGUACUGAUAUAACUAGGAUAAAAGAGGCAAAGAUGCCCCAUGUAACACAGGUAUGCAGGGAAUUUAAACUUCACGAUAAUUAUUUGGAAUAUGUGUUUUACAUGGCGACAUCGAAUACUCCAGUGUUGACUGAACACUUACGAGCAAAGUACAUGAAAGUGAACGAAGAGAAAUAAAAGAAUAUAAGAUAGGGUGAUCAGAUAUCUAGUUUUCCAGACAUGUACUCUUUCUUAAGAUGCAGACUGAGUUUUCAAUAUGUCCUGGGUGUGUACUCUCUUUUGGUACUUAUUUUGAGAAAGAGCGAGAAGACGGAAGUUAUUAAGCCCAUGAAAUACAUAAUAGUAAACUAAUCACUAAAUCAUUAUUAUUAGGGAUGCACCGGAUCAUAAAAUUACCGAAU
Messenger RNA from Mycetomoellerius zeteki, 1316 nucleotides. RefSeq names its product THAP domain-containing protein 4. Bases 586 to 1092 code for a protein of 168 amino acids. The record is from RefSeq and is a predicted model, not a curated record. Lineage: Eukaryota; Metazoa; Arthropoda; Insecta; Hymenoptera; Formicidae. The transcript is spliced from 4 exons.